GGGGCGGAGUCAAACUUUUGGCCCAUCCCUGAAAUUUUGACCCCAGGAAGUUGGUGUUUGACCUGAUCGACAGUGUCUUUUUAAUUCUUUCACUUUCGAUUUUAGUAGGGGGGUUUUAUUCAGUAAAAAUGCAAACGCUUGGUUGGGGUCGUCGCUUCUCAGACGAAGUACCGCCUCUUUGAACUCUUUCAUUUUCGGCGUCUUUUAUGUAGGCACGGUGCUUUCCCACACGGACUUUUAGAAGUGCGUCAUUUCCACCAACCGGGUCUCCAAUUCCUCUCUUUUAUGUCUCUUGUCGAACUUGAAAGGUUUUUGUUAAAGGUACCCGGAUCCCCAUGAUGUCACCUUUGGACCAGAGUCACUUGAAAUACAUUAAUGCAGUAGCUGAGGAUCUCAGCCACAGUGAAUGCAGGAAGGCGGCAUACCUGUGUGGGAGCCUGGAAGCAGACUGCAGUGUUGAGUUUGUAAAGCAGAUGUUGAAGUCUAACGUGGAGCACCGCGGAGACGCUUCUUUGUUUCUAAAAGCUCUCAUUUUACUGCUGGGGAGAUAUGAUCUCCUGAGGAAGCUGUAUAAAGUUGGCAGGAGUGAUAUGGGACUGCAGAGUCAAUCAUAUGCAAAUGUUUUCCCAACUUUCAGAGUGCUGAUGGUUAAUAUAAGUGAUGAUCUACCUAAGAAAGAGGUGGAGGACAUUAAAUUCCUACUGAGUAAUGACAUACCUCGUGAGAAAAUGGAAUCCUGUAAGCUCAGCCUUCGCCUCAACAGCAAUGUUCUCGAGCUGCUGAAAUUAAACAGAGACUUCAUCAGCAGUGUGAUGCCAAAGUAGUUGUGUCGUUGCCUGUAUGCAGAGAGCCAAGCAGAAGGAGUCUACUUGAACAYUACAACUUCAACACAAACCCCAGAGGAGUUUGUGUUAUUAUAGACUGUGUGGGCCAAGAUGGAGGAAUGUUAGAGGAGACGUUCAAGGCUCUUCACUUCAGCGUCCGCCACCUGAAGUGGCUGAGUGCUGAGGACAUCCUUUCAUCCCUCAGAGACAUGUCUAAACAAAGAGACUACAGAUACGAUUGUUUUGUCUGUUGCAUCAUUAGUCGUGGUUCAACUAACUACCUCUUUGGUACGGACACGUAUGACAACAGUUUACCCAUAGACCUCAUCAGAGGGCUUUUCACUGCAGAUUCUUGUCCCAUGYUGGCCGGCAAGCCAAAACUCUUCUUCAUCCAGAGGUACAGCGUUGCAGAUUUGGUUUCCUGUGCGACAGCAAACUACCAGGAUGAGAACAUAGAGGUGGAUGGUUGUAAUGGGCAGCGAUCACGUAACAUCCCCGUAGAAGCUGAUAUAUUCUGGAGUCACUGCUGGAUGGAUGAGUGUCAACUAAAGCARGCGCAGCACCACUCUGUUUAUCUGAAGGCCCUGACAGACGCCCUCUGCAAAGCCCAAAGGAGGAAAACAAGUCUUCUUGAUGUUCAGAUGGAGCUGAACGGGGCCAUCUUUGAGCACAACAAAAGAAAUCCUGGAGCAGCUUACAACAUUGAUGUGAAACACACUUUACUGAAAAAUCUUUACCUGGAAUAGAAGGGUUACAGUAAUUUUUACUGAACUUCUAUUUCUAUUGUACGACAGAGUAUUAGGGCCACACAAUGAGAUUUAUUUUUAAAUUAUGAGAAUAAAGUCAUAAUAUUACGACACUAAAGUCGGAUGGAAAUAAAACCAUAAUAUUAACAAUCCGAAGCAUACGUCAAAACAUCAGGUACAGUAUGUCUGAAGAGACAUAAAAUAACAAAGUGUCAAGUAACGAAGAAAAGUAUAUUUAUAAUGUCGUAAAAUUAUGAGAUUAAAAUCAAUAUUAUGAGAAUAAAGUCGUAAUACGACACGAAAAAGCAUGCAGUUACUGCAUUAAGAUGAGGAAUGUU
This is a messenger RNA of Austrofundulus limnaeus, 1908 nucleotides long. RefSeq names its product CASP8 and FADD-like apoptosis regulator a (gene cflara). Gene Ontology annotation, molecular function: cysteine-type endopeptidase activity; protein binding. Gene Ontology annotation, biological process: proteolysis; regulation of apoptotic process. The record is from RefSeq and is a predicted model, not a curated record. Lineage: Eukaryota; Metazoa; Chordata; Actinopteri; Cyprinodontiformes; Rivulidae.